Messenger RNA from Talaromyces rugulosus, 1998 nucleotides. RefSeq lists its product as uncharacterized. Bases 1 to 1998 code for a protein of 665 amino acids. Gene Ontology annotation, molecular function: flavin adenine dinucleotide binding; oxidoreductase activity, acting on CH-OH group of donors. The record is from RefSeq and is a predicted model, not a curated record. NCBI's taxonomy places the organism in Eukaryota, Fungi, Ascomycota, Eurotiomycetes, Eurotiales, Trichocomaceae. The transcript has 10 exons.
AUGACUGUCCCAGAAGAAGUUGACGUUAUAGUCUGUGGUGGUGGCAGUACUGGUUGCGUACCAGCUGGCCGGCUGGCUAACCUGGAUCAUAAUCUCCAAGUUCUAUUAGUUGAAGCCGGUGAAGAUAAUCUCAACAACCCAUGGGUUUAUCGUCCGGGAAUAUAUCCUCGCAACAUGAAGCUUGACUCCAAAACUGCUUCGUUUUAUCACUCUAGGCCAUCGGAGUCGUUGGAUGGGCGCCGUGCGAUUGUGCCUUGUGCCCAUAUUCUAGGCGGGGGGAGUUCCAUCAACUUCAUGAUGUAUACUCGAGCCUCAGCCUCUGACUAUGAUGAUUUCCAAGCAAAGGGCUGGACAACGCGUGAGCUUCUGCCACUAAUGAAAAAACACGAGACUUAUCAGCGGGCAUCCAACAACCCGGAUCUUCACGGGUUUGAGGGCCCGAUUAAAGUAUCUUUUGGAAAUUACACAUAUCCAAUUGCACAGGACUUUCUCCGUGCCGCUGAAUCACAGGGAGUUCCCGUGACAGACGACCUCCAAGACCUCACCACUGGGCAUGGAGCUGAGCAUUGGUUGAAAUGGAUUAACCGAGACACUGGUCGACGAAGUGAUGCUGCCCAUGCGUAUGUCCACGGAACUCGGGCGAGGCAUAGCAAUCUACAUCUCAAAUGUAACACCAAGGUUGACAAAAUCCUUAUCGAAAAUGGGCGAGCCGUUGGCAUCGUUACUGUUCCUACCAAAUGGGUUGGAGAGGGUGAACCGCCUCGGAAGAUUUACCGUGCUCGGAAACAGAUAAUUAUUUCUGGAGGAACAAUGAGUUCUCCUCUUAUUCUCCAACGUUCAGGAGUUGGCGACCCCGAAAAGCUCCGUCGUGCUGGAAUCAAACCAGUAGUCGAUCUUCCGGGUGUCGGUGGGAACUUCCAGGACCACUACCUGACCUUUUCGGUGUAUCGAGCUAAGCCGGACACUGAGUCAUUCGAUGACUUCGUCCGAGGAGACCCUGCAACUCAGAAGAAGGUAUUUGAUGAAUGGAACAUCAAAGGAACUGGCCCACUGGCAACGAAUGGCAUUGAUGCUGGUGUGAAAAUCCGACCCACGGAGAGUGAGCUAGCAGCAAUGCGUAGCUGGCCAACCCCAGAUUUCCAGCGUGGAUGGGACAGCUACUUCAAGCACAAACCAGAUAAGCCUGUCAUGCAUUAUUCUGUCAUUUCCGGAUGGUUUGGGGAUCAUAUGCUUAUGCCUCCGGGAAAAUUCUUCACCAUGUUCCACUUCUUGGAAUAUCCCUUCUCUCGAGGAUGGGUCCACGUCAAGUCCGCUGAUCCUUACGAAGCUCCAGACUUUGAUGCUGGGUUCAUGAACGACAAGCGCGAUAUGGCGCCUAUGGUCUGGGGAUACAUUAAAUCUCGCGAGACCGCUCGUCGAAUGGGUGCUUACGCGGGAGAAGUAACGGGCAUGCACCCACAUUUCGCUCACGAUUCACCGGCUCGGGCAUCCGACAUGGAUCUGGAGACGACCAAGGCAUAUGCAGGACCAGAUCAUCUCAGCGCGGGUAUUCAGCAUGGCUCAUGGUCAAACCCUCUUCCACCUGCCCAGUCCGCGUCGGAGAACCAUUUGAACUCCAACAAGCAAGGUGCCCAUCCAGAAAUCCAGUAUAGCAAAAAGGAUAUUGAGCACAUUGAGAAAUGGGUGCAACGCCAUGUGGAGACUACAUGGCACUCCUUGGGUACAUGUAGCAUGGCACCUAGAGAAGGCAAUUCUAUUGUUAAGCAUGGCGUCCUUGAUGAACGUCUCAAUGUUCAUGGCGUCAAGGGACUGAAAGUAGCCGAUCUAUCAAUUUGUCCUGACAAUGUUGGCUGCAACACUUUCAGCACCGCGCUUCUUAUAGGAGAAAAGGCUGCCAUGCUGACCGCGGAAGAUCUUGGUUAUUCUGGCCCUGCUUUGGACAUGAAGGUUCCUACCUACCACGCUCCAGGGGAGACACUGAACCUGGCCCGUUUGUAA